AACAUAUCGGGGCAGAGACGGGACGUUUGUGUGAGUGGUUGGAAAAGCUAGAUGGCAAGGUGGAAAAGAAAAUCGCUCGCAGGCUAUUUUCCGGAGGAAUUUUUAUUGGUGGGUCCGCCAUGUUGGGGCAGGGGUGGGGGUAGGCGGGGGUGGCAGGGGACGGUUGGCGAUUGGCGGUCGUCCGGGGCAACGCAUCCAUCCCUCCGUCCAAUAGGGCGAGGCGAGGGGAACCUCGUGCUCCUCGCCGCCCGAGCGAAGCAAGGGGUCGGAAGGGAGCGCUGGUUACAGGCAACAACCCCCCUACCACGGGCGGCAGCAGCCCCUUCUAAACGUUCUCUGCGUUUCCCCCCGCGGAGUCACCGGGAUAACUGCAUUUCGUGGACAGAAUCCCACAAGAACUCACGGCGAGCGGUCGCCCCUCUAACACGGCCGACUACUCUACCAUCGUUUCGGCUUUUUCCUCCACGUAACGCGUUACGUAGCACCGGCGACGUUUACCGAAGGAAGGGCGCGCGAGUCAUCCUCGACCGGCUUCCGUCCUCGUCCUCUCGUCCUUCCCGUCCUUCUCGUCUUCGCCACCGUCUUCUCUCUAGUCCCUUUGUCGUCUUCUUCGUCUCGCUCGCCUCGCCGCGUUGCCCGGUCCGCAUUAUCCGCGCGUCCUCCGGCCAAUCCUACCCACCAAUCUUUCCUACCCCCCCGCGCGCUUCUCGAUCGGGGCACGCGCCAUUUCUCGCCAAUUAUUUCGAUAUUUCAAUUUUCAAGGACGUACCGUGUCUCUGCGUCAUAUACUUACACCACCCGCCCCUCCUCCUCCCCCACCCCCUCCACCCCAGCUCUAACCCGCGCCUAAUUGCAUCCACGGGAUAAUAAGAUUUGAAUUUCGAAUCGAGGCCACGGUAGCGAGGUAACGUCCGCUCGCGAUUAACCGAGACGCGUUUCUCUCUACCCUCUUCUUCCUGUUCCCGACGACGAACCAUCGUCCACGUGCAUUUCUUCCUUCUCGUUGUCGUCGAGGAGGAAACGGUUUUCUUUCUCUCUCUCUCUUUCUGUCUUUUCUUUCUUUUUUCGUUUUCUUCCCUCUUCGCCCCCUCUUCGAUCGGCCGCUUCGUUGUUCUGGAUUCUGUUCGGGGAACAUUGUUGGGAUUUGUCGAACAUUUGUCUGGUGAAUCAUCGUCUACGCCCAAAUUUGGAUCAAAUUUUGGAAAUCGUCGAAAGUCGUACACGAGGAGAAAAGUAGAAUAUAAGUUGUCGUAUCCAUCCAUCUGAGAGCUCUGUCGCGACAUCUCUGCGAUCGUUACGAGUUACCAACCGGAAAAGGGGACAGUGAUCUCGUCGAUUUGUCGCAAGUAUUGGGACGAGUAGUAAGACUUAAUUGAACGAGUUCGAAAACGUGACGAAUUAUAUCGCAGUGCAUUUCUAGACGAUUCACCAAGAUAAUCAAGGAUUACGAUUAUUUUUGCAACUUUUUUGGGAGGAUGAGAAGAGGCUGUGAAUGUUGGCCGCGAAAUAACUGCCGAUAAUUAGCAAGGAUUUAAUCGAGAGUAACGUAGAGGGGGAAAGAAAGAAAGAAAAAAGAAAGAAAGAAAAGGAUUCGAACAACAAAGUUAAUUGAAACAGUGUCGUCGAUAUUGUGUUAAAGAAGUGAACAUUCUGAAUGUGUGUAAACAAAUAAUAAAAUUGUUUGUAAAAUUCAAAGUUACAUUUUAUAUCUACGAGGAAUAACAUUCAAGAUCCAAUUGAUCGAAAUUUGCCAAUCGUUCGUUGAAGUCGCCAGGAAAUCAACGUAUCCUCGAAUAAAUUCGAAUAUAUAGAAUCGAAUCGAACAUAUGAUUCGCUGAUUUAAUUCGAAGAAAACAGUUACAUUUUCACAAAAUAAAAAAAAAAAAUAAAUAAAGAAGGGAAACAUCCAAAAUCUGAUACACAAGAUUUAGAAAAAUCAGAAAAAUAUUUCUUUCUCUGUUUCUUAAAAGAAACCAAAAAAAUUCUGAUGGAGAUCUGAUAAAAUCGGGAAGGAUUUGAAAUCUGAUCAAAAAUCACUGGAAACCGAUCCAAUUGAAAUUUCGAAGAUCGCUUCUCUUUCCAUCGAUCGCUGCUGAAAGCACAGAAAUCCUCGGAUAUAGAUCGAAACUCGAACAGAAACGAGGAUAAAAGGAUAAAUCAAAAAAAGAAAGAUCAGUUCCUCCUCCGAAGAGGAACAUCGGAUGAUGUCCUGGUAGGUGGUGACAGAACGCGAGGAUCAUCCGGUUCGAGAGACCUCAACAAGGUCAACCCGGCAUCACCCUGGCUAACGACUUGUCUGGAGGUACCGGGGGUCCCGGUGCAGGCGGCGUCGGUUCCGUCGGGGGCACCUCCGUCGGCGGCGGUGGUGGCGGCGGUUCAUCGUUGCCGACGACCGCCCUCAGCCUCGAUCAUCAGCAGUUCAACAUAUUCCCGGCGAUUUUCAGCAGGCAGUUGAACUUUUCCGCGGCGGCUGCCGCCAACUGCGGCCAGAACAAACUGAUGGACGAGUUAAGGCCGAACCUCGGCUUGCUCGGUGUCGGCCUCGUCGAGAACGAGACAUUCCACUUGAACCAAGAGAAGAGAAAGUGCAGCAGCACGAGUUCGAACGAGCAAGAUUUCAGUCUUUACGGGGUGCACCAAGGCCUCGAGGCUAGCCCGCCGACACCGGCCGCGACGCCGGGAAGGAGCAGUGUUGGGGCUACCUCCACCGUUGGCGCGGAAGGAGCGUUUAAGAAACUAAAACCUGACCCCUGUGCUUCGAGUCCUCACAUAGGUCAUACGCCAACCACCGCCAGUUGUCCAACACCUGCUCGACGACGGCACAGGACUACAUUUACGCAGGAGCAGCUGGCAGAAUUGGAAUCGGCAUUCGCAAAAUCUCAUUAUCCAGACAUAUACUGCAGGGAGGAAUUGGCAAGGUCCACCAAAUUGAACGAAGCUAGAAUUCAGGUCUGGUUUCAAAAUAGAAGAGCAAAAUAUCGGAAACAAGAAAAACAACUUCAGAAGGCUUUGACUCCAAUUCCUGCUUGUCAAGGUGCUAUGAUGAGAAAUAUAUAUCCUGGUGCUAGCAGAGGUUAUCAACCGUAUCCUCAUCCUCAUAAUAGCAUAAAUGGAAUAAAUCGCUAUCCUCAGAUGGGCACGACGUCCUAUCCAAGUAUGACCCAGCCAUUUUCUAUGUCACAUUCAGCAUCAAAUAUGUCUGCAGUUACUGGUAUGAGACAAGAUGCAAUGGGAAUGUCAGCCGAAGAUGAAUGGUACAACAAAAGUAUUUCCGCUCUGAGAAUGAAUACGGCACAUCAUCCUAACCUCGCUGCACCAAUGCUACAAUAUCAAACAUAAUUGUAAACGUAUAUGGAAUGGAUGAUUCGACGAAAUCGUUAUGAGAUAUUAUAUUUGACUGCGUAUCUUCAUUCAGACAAUUGAAAACGUGUUGUCAAGAGAAGAAGAGGAAAAAAUUGUUUCAAAAAUACUAUGAAGCAUUAAAUUAAGAAAAAAAAGUGAAACGAAAUCAAAUUAAAUCAUGUGACAUUUUACACAAGAAAAAAA
Molecule: messenger RNA, 3546 nt
Organism: Apis cerana (Asiatic honeybee)
Lineage: Eukaryota; Metazoa; Arthropoda; Insecta; Hymenoptera; Apidae
Product: homeobox protein unc-42
Biological process (GO): regulation of transcription by RNA polymerase II
Molecular function (GO): DNA-binding transcription factor activity, RNA polymerase II-specific; RNA polymerase II transcription regulatory region sequence-specific DNA binding
Source: RefSeq, a predicted model, not a curated record